This is a messenger RNA of Fusarium graminearum PH-1, 360 nucleotides long. RefSeq lists its product as uncharacterized. NCBI's taxonomy places the organism in Eukaryota, Fungi, Ascomycota, Sordariomycetes, Hypocreales, Nectriaceae. The record is from RefSeq and is a predicted model, not a curated record. The transcript has a single exon. Bases 1 to 360 code for a protein of 119 amino acids.
AUGAAUCUUCAUGAAAAUGCUGCAGAGUUCCUUUCUGCCUUCUCUGUGUUUGUUUCAAUUAAUGGCAUCGCCAUUAGUUGCCCUAAUGCUUCGGAAGCCCGCUACCUUUCAGACAUCGAGAAUGGCUCACUUCACAUAAGUGCCAAUUUCCGUCCGGCCACUCGCGAUUAUAGCACUUUCCACAUGUCGUGCUACGCGGGUUUGCAGGCGCGUGCGAACGAUGACUACCGAAUCACCUCCCUGGUUAUGCCGAUCAGACCAUCCGGCGUCUCGGCCUUGGACCUUAUCCAGGGUUACAUGCUACGGUCAAACUCGCAAUGGGGCUUUACGUCAAGCCAACUAUCACUGUACAUUUUUUGA